ACACCCGUAUUGUUUGCUAUCGCUUCCUCACGCGGUGCGACAGAGCUCCUGAAAGGUCUAAAACUAGGUCCAAGACCAGGUCGCAAGGCUCCACGAUGCCUAGUUCAGAAUAGAUGUCCCAUCGAGUUGACGACCGAAUACUAUAUCUAUCUUUUCGGUGGUUCAAGGUUCGCUGGGCGAUGGAAUAUUGCUUUGGUCUGUUUCCACUUCAUUGCUUAUAUUUCAUCUACUACAAACAUGCCUCAAGCGUUUCUUUCGCCAAGUCACUUGCGUCAACCUUAUCCAAGUCGAAUUUUGCGAAAAUGGUCAAUCGAAAAUGUCGUCUUCUAUACAUGCUUAACGGUUAUCUUGUCCCAUCUUCUCCUUCGACUCAGUCGAACGAUAUGUGUUUGAUUAUAUGCACGGUCUGAUUCCGAUGGCAUUGACCUCCCUCUCGCUGCUCGGGUUCAUGAGGUUCGUUCGAGUUCUAUUGAAGCUCGCCAUGGGCAGACAA
Messenger RNA from Eremomyces bilateralis CBS 781.70, 493 nucleotides. RefSeq lists its product as uncharacterized. The transcript has a single exon. The record is from RefSeq and is a predicted model, not a curated record. NCBI's taxonomy places the organism in Eukaryota, Fungi, Ascomycota, Dothideomycetes, Eremomycetales, Eremomycetaceae. Bases 114 to 410 code for a protein of 98 amino acids.